AUGCCGACUCACUACAAACAGCCCCCAUCUCGUGUCAGUUCCAUGGAUCGUGUCGACCGUGGCUCGAGUGAGAUCGAUGAGCCGUUCAUCGACACGAGGCCCGAUGAACGAAACGAGAAACCAACAGACGAUGGAGAAGAUGGUAUGAGAAGAAAGUUUCGAAACUACAUCAAACGCAAGUGGAACUCGACCAAACAUUUACUGGAUGACAAGCCCUACAAGGUGAAAGACAGUUGGGGAAACUUCUUCUGGCAUUUGUCGAAAAGGCUGCUCACCACCUAUAUUCUCUUGAGUGCCAUUGUGUUUGGUGCCGCGGGAACAAGCUUCAACAUAACGAAGUUCACGUUAUGGAAGAAGGUUCAAAUUGACCAAGAUAUCCAGCUUGCAGCAUUCGGCAUAAUCAACACCAUUCUCGCCCACAUGGUCAGAGACUCACUGGCCCACAUAGCCGACACGCUGGUUACAAGGCGGAUGGUCUCGGAGAAGGGGCGUGGAGCUACCGUCUUGGACUUCGAGAUGAAAGAAGAGCUCACCAAGCCCUGGAUCGCUGUCUCUACCUUCUACUCUAGGCGCAAGCAAACCGGCUGGACCGCCCGAAAUAUCCUUCGCCUUGCUCUCAGCUUCACCAUAGGCGCAUGCCUCUUGUUGCAAGGCGCUGGAAUAAACACUGUCGGCAUGCCCAAGACACGGUGGUGGCCUGACACCAGAUACGUCAAUCCCAAGCCAGGUGACAACCGUUUCUUUUUCAGCAACAAGACCAUGCGUGUUGCCAACGUCAGUAGAAUGGCGGUAUGGGACCGCUCCUGGAACAUGAUCCGGGAGGGCGGCGACAUGUCCUGGGAACUAGCCCACACAUUUGGCGCAAUUUCCAUCCUUGAGUCUCUCGAGCAACUGUACGAAACAUCAACUUACAAUGCGGGCUGGUACCCUAUCGGCAACAGUGGAGGGCCAGUGCAAGCCGUGCUCAACGUAACGGAUACGCCUACUCGAUCCAUCCAAGCUGCCUCAAUCAACGGGAAAGCGACUGCAGAAAUGUGGGAUGAGCAAAGAGCAUCCGGGCCGCCAUGGGCUCGGCGAGCUCUUGGAUGGUACGCAACCCUGAAACUAACUUCGCUCCUCCUCGACACAGCGUGCAUCGAAGCGCCGGGCCAUCCGGUCGGAUCUUGGGAGGCAUCAUCCACCCACAACGGCACAAUCAUCCUGACCAUCGGCCCCAUGACCGAGGAAGACGAUGACUUUCCAGGCGCUACAUGUACAACAUCCAUCGAACAAGUCCUGAUCACAAUACAGCAAUGGAUCAUCGACGACGACAUCGAUCGCUCGCGCCCUGCCUGGAGCAUCGACAACUGGGGCGCGUGGGCCUACCCAGCCAUAUCCCCGCUCCCCUCCGCCCCGCCCACCUCCAGCAUCGCCGCCGAACUCGCCUCCUGGUUCAACGCCAUCUCGCCCACCCUGCAGCGCCUCACGACAACCAACACCACCACCACCACCACCACCACCACCCCCGCCCCCUUCACCGCCCUCGCCCUCCACCUCGCCACCGCCCUAACCCCGCCCACGCCACUCAACACGUCCACCACCACCACCACCACCACCCACGGCCUCUCCACCCUCACCGCCGUCCUCCUCUCCCACACCCUCACAACCCUCACCUGGACCUUCGACGACCUCCGCCCCCCAAACACAACCACCAACCCCCCACUCCCACCCACCCUCCAAGGCCCCAUCCGCUGGAAAAUCUACGGCUCCGGCCCGCGCCUGCAAUGGCAAUGGGCCAUAUCCGCCGUCAUCGGCGUGACCGCCCUGGUGCAGCUCUUCGACAUCUGGCUGCUGCUGCGGCACCGGCAGGCGAAGGGGUUGUGGCUGGGGCUGGGCGGCAUGCUGGUGGCGGCGAACGCGGCGGCGCGGAUGGGAGGGGGCGCGGUGGCGCCGCGGGGGCAGGGGGCCGGGUUCGUGGGGGAGCGGGGGAGGGGCGUGAGGUAUUUCGUUAGGGAGAGGAGGGGGAGAGGUGGGGAGGGGAAGGGGGAGGGGGAUGGGGACGAGGAUGGGGACGGUGGUGGGGUGGCGACGCUGGUUAGUGGGUGUGAGUUGAUGGUGGGUGCUCAUGGGGAUGGAGCCGGGGCGGCGGGGUAUAAGACGUUGGAUGCGGGGGUUGAGUAUGGAGGUUAG
Diplodia corticola is the source of this 2169-nucleotide messenger RNA. RefSeq lists its product as uncharacterized. The transcript has 4 exons. The record is from RefSeq and is a predicted model, not a curated record. Lineage: Eukaryota; Fungi; Ascomycota; Dothideomycetes; Botryosphaeriales; Botryosphaeriaceae. The coding region runs from base 1 to 2169 and encodes 722 amino acids.